This is a messenger RNA of Capsaspora owczarzaki ATCC 30864, 3931 nucleotides long. RefSeq lists its product as hypothetical. The record is from RefSeq and is a predicted model, not a curated record. Gene Ontology annotation, molecular function: protein binding. The transcript has a single exon. Lineage: Eukaryota; Filasterea; Ministeriida; Capsasporidae. The annotation marks the transcript as partial.
CAAUGAUCAUGACAAUGGUGGUGAUUGCAACCCUGUCAUCAUCAUCAUUGGUCGCAGAGGCAGCAGCAGCAGCAACAGCGAGCUCCCGCCAACACGCACCGCAGUCAAAGUCGCUCGAGCGCUACCACGCAGGACUCUCCCACAUUGCCGCUGGGCCCAGCGAGUACGACCAGGCCAUUGCAGAGCUCAACGCAGCCAUCGCCGCUGCCCCGCGGUUUCGCCCUGCGCGUCUGGCGCUCGUGGCGGUGCUCCGUCGCAAAGCGGUGGCAAUUCAGGCACAGUCGCACGCUGCCACCCACGCCGCAUCAUCAUCAAUAGACUCGAGCGAUGGUGGUGCAGGUGAUGGCAAUGCUGCUGAUGGCGGUGGGACGGAUCCGACACGGCAAGCUCGAGCCAAGCCAGCCUCCGAUGCUCUGUCUUCGUCAUCAUCGAGACGGACGAGUCCUGAUCAUGAAACGAUCAACCUCGAUGGUGCUCCAAUGUCAAUGUCAGAGCUCGACGUUCGAAUCGACCGAGCAAACGCUCUCGCCGAGCAGACACUGCGCGAUAUGAUUUCAUUGGAUUCAACCGACGCUCAAGCGCGCUACCUGCUGGCAGGCCAUCUGAUGCUCGUGUCGUCGCUGGAAUCGCGCGGAGCCAGUGCACACUUGAGCCACGACGACGACAACGACGACAACGACGAGGAUCCCAGCGUAAACUCGAAAUCACCGGGGGAGUCGGGCCACAAGAACCAAAAGAAUGCCAAGAGUUUGACACGCUCGACCGCACUGCGCCUGAGCGAGGCCAAAACCCUGCUGGAAUCAGCGGUUGCCAUUCAGCCAUCGCAUGCAGAUGCGCUCUACAACCUGGCUGUCAUCGUAUGGACGGAAGGCGAGCGUGAGGCGACUCUGCGCCCGCUGGCAUUCUCUUCCCAAGCAGCACACCCAAAUCCUCGCUAUCAGGAGGCCGAGGCUUACUGUCAAGCUGCUAUUCGAGCGAUCGAGGUCAUGGAAGUGGCGGCAGAGGAUGGAGGGCACCGCAUCUGGCAGCAUCCGCAUGUCGCGGCCGAAUUGCUCCUCGGCCACAUUGCCAUGACCAGCAAUGACGCUGCAAGAGGCGCAGACCGAGAAAGUUACACUGUGGAUGGGGCGGAAGUGUCCACCGACUCCACGACCCGGCGCGCCAUUCGCCACUUUGAAACGGCGAUCAAAGACUUUGCCGCGGUGCAGCAGCUCGCCUGGCCAGACCGGUUGAGCAAGAACAAGCCCAAGAUGAGUGAUUCGCGACAGCGCCAACCCAAGAACUCGUCCCAACGACGGAAACGCUCUCGGAAGAGCGAUAUGGAGCGCGAUCUUGCCGAAGAGUUGAACGACGAAGAGGAAGACCUCUUGACCAACCACGACCACUCGGACUCGGCGUUUCUUCACCACGAUGACAAUCACGACAACGACGGGAGCGAAAAGUACGUGGUAGAGACACUGCGAGAAACCCACCGCGACCUGCAGGCCACAGCACACUUGCCCAUGCACUUGUUUUGGGGAGGCCAGCUGGCCGAUCUCCGCGCAGAAGCGCACCUGUGGCUCGGCAAGACGCUUGCUCAGAGCGACAUUUCGCCAUCUGCCGUGCUUUUUCACACCGAAUCGGCUGUUGCAGAUGCAAUUGAGCGCGAAACGCUGCUUCAGGCCGGCGGGCGGUCGUGGACGCGAUUGGACCAGCUGCCAACGCGGCCUUCGCUUCGGCAUCGCAUGCUGGAGCAGCAUUUGCUGCAAUCACUACAGCUGGAAGCGCUGCUGCCCUAUCCUUUCGCCAUGGAUCCGAUCGAUGUUGCGUUUGUGGCAGCACGCGUUUUGCAUCACACGGCUGCAACGCCACAGCAGGCCAUCCCGCACUACUUGUACGUCUUGUCGCUCGACCCAGACCUCGUACUGGCACUCGCGGGUCUUGCGAACGCUUACCAGCUCGUCGGCGAGCUUGACAAGGCGGCGCAGUCCUGUGAACGUGCCUCGGCGCUGGCCCCUGAGGAUGCGCUCCUCGCAAACGACUGUGCCCUUAUCCUGGCGGCCAACCGGCAGUUUGACUUGGCUGAAGCGUACUACAAGCGCGCGAUUCAGUCUGCGCCCGACUUGUUGGAGCCGCGGUCCAAUCUCCGCGCGCUGUACAGCUUUCUCGGCCGCACCGACGAUGCCCUGGCCCUAUUCCAGUCACCGGCAGAAGGAGGAGGAGCAGCAGGAGGCAAGGAUGAUGUAGCAUCAUCGCCGCGAGACUUGACCGAGCAGCAGCAGCAUCGCUCCAAAAUGGCGACGGCACAGAUUGCGGUAGAGCGGGCCAUGUUGCACGUUGCGAAUCAAGACCCAGGCGCGGCAGAGGCGGCACUGCAAGAAGCCGUUGCGAUUCUCCCUUCCAUGUUGAGCGCACGUGUCAAGCUAGCCACCUUACUCGUCGCAUCGAACGCGUCUCGGUUGGAAGAGGCAUUGUAUCAUAUUCUGCAAGCGCUUGAUACGGCGAAACAGGUCUGGCAUUGGGCGCUUUUUGCCAGCAACCGCGACGAGCAAGAGUCCGCUUCUUCUGACGACGGUCUUGGCGCAAAGCAGCAGCAGCAGCAGCAGCAGCAACAGCAGAGUCGGCGACGGCGGCGAAAGAGUCGCUCGGCAUCUGCAGACGCUGAGCAGCCACAGCUCCAAGAAGCGGCGACCCACAUCCCUCCUUCGGCCACGCCGCCGCCAUCGCCAAGCCCCGUCACGGCGUCGGAACUGGCAAUAUUGUACUUUCACGCUGGCAUGAUUCUUGAUCUGAGCGGCCACACGGCUGAAGCGUUGGAAAUGUUCAAUCAAGCGACAUUCCACUCGCCUGGAUUUUCACGCGCUCACAUGCGCGCGUCCGUGUUGUUGUCGCGCCACAUUCAAGAGGUUCAGGUGCAGGCGCAAGAGCUGAAUGAACCGCUGGACAGCGAUACCAUCACGCACUUGCAAUCUCUGGCAGCGCAGGCGUCCGUCCGCAGCCGCAUUGCCCAGCGUCCGCGCUGGUUUGACUGGUACGAAGGCAGUCUGUUGCAGCAGGACGCCGUCUUUGUCUCCGACUCGCCCGUUGCUGGCAAGGGCUUGUUUGCCAAGCGCGAUUUGCCUGCAGGAACUCUGCUUGGCUACUACAACGGUCCGCUCACCUGGGAGUUCACCCGUGUCGAGUGGAUGUACACGGGCCUGCGGCCGAGCGCGGAUUCUUCGCUCCGCUAUGUGCUGAAGAGCGACCGACAUGACAUGACCGUGAUGCCCAUUCAAACAGUCACUCUCGACGAACCUGAUGGCGGCACGCGAGGCGCCACGGCGUCGACGCGACAAAAGCAGCAUUCGAGGCAACCGCGCACGCGGCAGGUGGUCGAUGCACCUGUCAAUCUCGUGCAUUUUAUGAACGAGCCACCUCCGGACAAGCAACUCAACUCUGUGCUAGAGUACGCCCAUCUCGACCGCCGCGUCUUGAGUGACAUCUUCCCGCGAGCGGUUGCAGAGCAGAUGGCCGAGUCACUGAGUCUUCCAAAGUCUGCGCUCGCCUCGUUGUCUGAGAUUGACGAUACUUUUACCAACUCUGCCACUCGAGACAAACUCUUCCACUCGCAAGACAUUCGGCGAAUUGCGCUAGAGUCGUUAGCGCACGUUGGCGGUGAAAUGGACGAUGUGGCCUUUCUCAAAACUCGCCAGCCCGUCAAAGCCGGUGAGGAGUUGUUCUGGUGCUACGGGAUGGCUUAUUCGCGCGAUUAUGCGGUAUCGGGCGAUUGCCUGGGGUCGCCGCGCUGAGGUGGAAUCGAGUUGAGCUCCUCUUUGCUUGUAUUUUUGAAAUUGCUUUUGCCUAUUGUAUCUCUGCUUUGUGUGUUGCGCUACGCUUUGUGUUUGUUUGUUUUUGGUUUCUUGGUUUUGAAUUCCACUGUAUUCUACAUGAGCUAACAAUUCGAAGACCCGAA